GACCGCCGUUCCUUUCACGCAAUUUGAGCCGCGCUGUGGAGAGGUUUCACUGGUGCUACGUGCGCAGUUUGAGCCGCGCUGUGGAGAGGUUUCACUGCUGCUACGUGCGCAGUUUGAGCCGCGCUGUGGAGAGGUUUCACUGCUGCUACGUGCGCAGUUUGAGCCGCGCUGUGGAGAGGUUUCACUGCUGCUACGUGCGCAGUUUGAGCCGCGCUGUGGAGAGGUUUCACUGCUGCUACGUGAGCAGUUUUCUCACAGCAGCAAGAGUACAAAGAGAGGCCGAGUAAAGGGACCCACACUAUGUUAACGCACUGUAUUUAGGCUAUAGGAGCGCUACCCCAUAUUAAUUAUGCAACAGCACUGCCUAUCCUCGGUGACUCUCAGUCAUAUACGAGCUGCGCCAGCAUAGACACAGUAAAUUGGUAUGAUUGAUGCAAGGCAGAAUCGCCAUUGCACAAGUAGGAUCCCUGGAUUCUCUGUAGUGUGUCUGGGAUUAUAAUCGCAUUGGCAGCUGCACAAAUAAAAGAAGAAGAAGAAGAAGAAGAAGAAGAAGAAGAAGAAGAAGAAGAAGAAGAAGAAGAAGAAAACGCGACCCAUUCUGAAAUCCGCUCUUAAUGCGAAUGUUUAAGGACGCAUCAUCCACACACUGACCACGGGCAUCAUGCAAGGGAGACGCGGCUUCAUGGUGGUUGUCGGUGUGCUGUUACGGCUGAAGAUUGCAGGCUGCUUUUCUGGAGACCAGGAUGACUUCUUGACGAUACACCAGCGAAGGUCAGAAAGGCCUCUUGUCUUCUAUCCGCCUGCAGAGGAAGGGAUUGAGAAGAGUGUGGAGCUGGACGGUCUCGGCGUGCAGAGAAACCUCUUCCAUUCCCUUUCACAUGCCAGGAUCAGCAAACUGCGCCCCGCAAUGAUUGUCAAAUCCACCUUUCCACAAGCAUCCCAAGACCAGAGCAUCAGUCUGCUAGCCGGAAUUGAUCAAGACCUGGAGAUUGAAAACGAAUCUGUGUCUGAUGAAGACGUGAUCAUUGUAACGCUGCAAAUGGACAUACGCAAACUGAACAAUACUCUGCUGCAGGCUUUCCGAAGCGGGGUGGCUGCAGCCUUGGACAUCUCUCCACAGCAAGUGCAUAUCAAUCGUCUUAAUGAAAAGAAGAACUGUAUAGAGCUGACGGUGUCACCUCCUCCGGACAAACCGGGCACCAUGGAGAGACUGUCCUCUGAGGAAGUGGUACGUUCCCUCAAUGUGAACAUCCUCUACAAGAGCCUGUCUCAGUUUGGCAUUACAGAGAUCACCCCAGAGAAAAACGUGCUGCAAGGACAACAUGAGAGAGAUAAAGUGUGGACCAAAGAGGGAUUUUAUGCUGUGGCUAUUUUUCUCACUAUCUUUCUAAUUAUUAUCACAUGUUUAAUGGUCCUGUACCGGCUGAAGGAGAAAACUGAGUUCCCUGAUCAGCAGUACAAGGAGCAGAGCCGAGAGAUCCACUUGGCCCCCAUCCCCCUGCCCACGAAAAAGCCCGAGGUGCAGAUCUUCAACAGCAUGGUGCAGCCCGAGCCAGCGCCCAGAGCUGUGAGCAUCGGUGCGGACCCCCAGAGCCAGCCUGCGCCCGACAUGAAACCCUGCCUGUCCGCCAGCCCCUCGCCCUUCAAAAUGAAAUCUGCCGGCCUCCAGGAGAGGCGGGGCUCCAAUGUGUCACUCAGCCUGGAUAUGAGUGUCUUGGGCAGCGUGGAUCCCUUCAGCGCCGCGCCUGCCCCCCGGGAGAGGGUUGCCAUGGAGUACCUUCAGUCUGCACAUCGGGCCCUGAGCAGACAGCAGCUCCGCGAGGCUGCGCUCCACACCCAGCGGCUGCACGCAGAGUUCGCGGAAAUUCCAAUGAAUUUUGUGGAUCCCAAAGAACUGGACAUUCCCAGUCACGGAACCAAAAACCGAUACAAGACCAUUUUGCCAAACCCACAUUCCAGAGUGUGUCUGAAGAGCAAGAGCAUAUACGAUCCACUCAGCUGUUACAUCAAUGCUAACUACAUCAGGGGCUACAUGGGAGAAGAGAAGACCUACAUUGCCACUCAGGGCCCCAUGAUUAACACGGUGAAUGACUUCUGGCAGAUGGUCUGGCAAGAGGACUCUCCGGUCAUAGUCAUGAUCACAAAGCUGAAAGAGAAGAACGAGAAAUGCGUACUCUACUGGCCAGAAAGAAGAGGCAUAUAUGGGAAGGUGGAGGUCCUAAUAAACAGCGUCCGUGAAUGUGACCACUACACCAUUCGCAACCUGACCUUAAAGCAAGGAGGCCAGUGUUGCAGUGUGAAACACUACUGGUACACGUCCUGGCCCGACCACAAGACCCCCGACAGCGCUCAGCCCCUCCUGCAGCUCAUCACAGAGGUGGAGGAGGACAGGAAAGCAUCAGCCGGCAGGGGUCCUGUCAUUGUGCAUUGCAGUGCUGGGAUAGGAAGGACUGGCUGCUUCAUUGCCACAACGACCGGCUGUCGUCAGCUGAAGCAGGAAGGGGUAGUGGACGUGCUUUCCAUCGCCUGCCAGCUCCGGUUAGACAGGGGAGGCAUGGUCCAGACAGGCGAGCAGUACGAGUUUAUACACCACACCCUGAGCCUGUACGAAAGCAGACUCUCAGCCGAUGCCAGCCAAUGAGAAAGCAGGGAAUGGUUUUCCUGGCAUGUAAUGGAAGAACAAUCUCCAGGUAAUCGUAUUACCUGCUGGCAGAGACUCAACCAAGGAGCACUAGACUGCAGGGCAAACCCUCUAGGGUGAGCAUGUGUGUAGCUAUUGAAGGGUAGACAAGCCCUGAGGAAGUGUAAAGCUAUCUGUAAAUGAAUGCAGUGUCUUUAUCACAUAAGCUGUUGAACUUGCUUAUAAGAAUCUUGUAUAUCCUGUUUAUAUUUUGUUGCAGAAAUUCAAACCAUAACGUGUUCCAAUCGCCAAACCUCUACCAGUAAAAUGUAAAAUUCUAUCACGUGUAAAAUACUAUCACCUUUCUAAUGUACAUGGAACUGAAACCUAAAGGUAGUUUUUAAAACCGUUUCUUGUUUAUUAAAAAAAAAUGAAAUGUUUGAUUUUGACGGAUUCUUCAUCUUCUUUGUUGAUCUGUAUAUGCAGAGUUUAGCAUUCUCCUGGUAGAAGUUAACAAUUAUAAAGACUGUUAUAUCAAUCCUUGAGCUGUUCUGACCAGUAUAGCCCAUGGGAUACAGCUGUGGUCAAGGGUUCAGGACAGCAUGUUGUCACUGCUGGGAGGAAAUGAAACCACCAGGAAUGAUACCAAUGUACAGAACAAACAGUAGAUAAGUAAACUAUUGAAGUUUUAAAGAAAAUGCUACAGUACCAUCACAAUAAAUACAUAGAAUGAAGUUUAUCCGCAAGUGAUCUGCAAGCCCCAGAAUUGGGGUUUGUGUGGCCCCUGUUAGCGGAAUUGGUUAAUGGGUCAGAAACAGAGAAAUGGUGUGUUGAGAAGAAGCAGCAAAACAAUGAGGCGCUACUUAUUAAAUCAGCAGUCCUGGCUUGGGACAGUGAUGGAGAUGGGAUUCAUUCCUGAAUAGACAGUGUGCUCAUGGAAGGGCUAUUGAAAAGAAAUCCGACUAGCAUUGUUAUUAGGAGUUGGUGUUUUGCUUUUGGUUUCGGUGCUGCUCUUUAACAUUGGCCAUGCCAGCUCUGACACAGACACUAUCCAGUCAUUAAGGGGUAACACUCUACAUGAAGGGUCUCUAAUUACUGUGGAUUUCUGCAUAGUUACAAUCUACUUAACCUGCACAUCUUUUUGCCCGAUAUAUGUAAGUACACAAUUGUAACAGAAAAAGGGUUAGGGUUAGAGUUAGGGUUAGAUUAGUUAUUGUUAGGAUUAGAGUUAGGGUUAGGGUUAGGACUAGGGUUGUAUCAUGCAAAGAAAUGUUACAUAUUAAGUACAUUGUAACUAUGCAUACUAACAUAGUAAAUACAUGUGUACUUACACAUAAUUACAAAGUAACUACUAUGUAAAUACACAUUAAUUAGAGACACUUAAUGUAAAGUGUUACCCAUUAAGGUUUAAUCUUAUUGCACCAGUGCACACAAGUCAACACAAAGGGUCUGUUAUAGCGAUCCAGACACUGUAAAAUCUCAAUAACCUUAAUGUUCCCCUUGGUGGUUAUAAGAAUGGUAUAAUUAAGCAAUAUAGAACAGGGAGUGCCAUACUGUGAUUCCACAAUGGCUGUGGGGUAUUCUGAAAUUAAAAACCACUAACAGCAAGGUUUGAAGGGAAAACCCUUUAUGACAUCACAUAGCCCAUUGAAAUGUACAGCAUAAAAAGAGUGGGCUGUUUUUAUGCUAUAUUGCUUCUUAAUCCAUGAUUCAUAUAAUCACUUAUAACAGAUUCCUAAACCACAGUGAUAAACAUGUAUUGAGCCUCUUAUUACACUGAAGAAAGAUAGUAAUAAUAAUAAUAAUAAUAAUAAUAAUAAUAAUAAUAAUAAUAAUAAUAAUAAUAAUAAUAAUAAUAAUAACAACAACAUCAGUAGUUUAUUGGGUUACACCAAAAACAAUGUGAAAGGUCUAUGGGAGGCCAGUAAUCUACAAUAGCGGUUUGAAGAAGAGUUGGCAUAUCUCUUGGCUCUCACUAGAGGGCAGCAUCAGUGAUCAGGGCUACCUCUAGGGCAGGGGUGCCCAAUCCUGGUCCUGGAGGGCCGGUGUCCUCCUGGCUUUUGUUCCAACUGCCCCCUAAAUUACUUAAUUGGUCCAAAUAAGCAAUUUAGUGUACAGUUGGAACAAAAACCAGGAGGGACACCAGCCCUCCGGGACUAGGAUCCGGCACCCCUUCUCUAGGGCUUCCCAUGGAGUAGAAGAGAGUUUCUGGAUUCUUUUCUGCAAAGCAUAACAUCUACUGUACGUAGCGAGUCCACCGCUGCGGCGUCUCGUGAUGAGUAACGGAUGCAGCCUGCAAUAGCACUUAAGUCACUGCCUCUGUCGUGUGAACAGCUCCACACAAACACGCAUGCAGUUUGCAGACUGUGGUCUGGAAACUUUCUAAUAGCUGACCAAAAAAACAAACCUACCUCGACCUUGAAUAAUACAAGACUGUAUUAAAAGAAGUCGAGACAUUAGUGUUAAAUUUUUUUUUAAAAAGCAUUGAUCUUUUAUUUGGGAACACAAGCCUGUACAGAUGAUAUUUUCCUUGAACAUUUCGGCAUGAUUGGUUUGAUUACCUUCUUUCUUUUCAUGGUCUAUUUUGCUCAAAAGCAGCUCUUGUCAUUUCUAAUGGCAACGUUUCACGAGAUUUGAAUUUCUGCCAUGGCAAAUGUAUAUGUGAAGAAUCAUUUGUAAGUGUAAUAUUUACCCAUAUAAACUCCUCAUGCCUCAGUGAUUUACAAUCAGUUCUAUGUUGAGAAUAUGAGGGUCUGUGUGUAAAUGUUCCCCAGUUCCCUGCCUUUUAUAUACAUGUAUUGUGAAUGAUAAUGUACAUGUAAAAGUGCUGUUAAUUUUGUGGCUGACAUACAUCUUGACCACAGAAGAGUCUUGCUGCUAAAACUGCAAGUGUUUUAACUUUAGAUUUUAAAAAAAGGAAAGAAAAAGAUUGUUUUGACUAUGAAAACUUUUUAAAUUACAUUUUUUUGUAUGUGACGUUUUUCUUUUUUAUUUGUGAUACAAGAUGUCUAUUUAUAGCUGAUCUAUGUAGCAGUUACAAUGCACAAUGCUGAUUUUACUCAAUAUUUCUUAAUAUACAACGUUGUCAUUGUAUAUUGUUUACUGUUUUUAGAGAUUUUACCAGUUAGCUUGAUGGCUAAAUAUUUAUAUGUCAUAUAAUGAGCUUUUCCCAUAUAUUACUAUUAAAGUGAAUGUUGUGAUAUGUUGACUACCUAUAAUAUAUACAUAUAUAUAUAUAUAUAUAUAUAUAUAUAUAUAUAUAUAUAUACACACAUACAUCUAUACUAUAUACAUAUGGCUCAUUAAGAAAAUGCAAUAUAAAUAAUAUGGGCACCUGUGCUGCUAAUGGUUGUAUAGGUUCUGCAGGAAAUUAUCUCAAAAUGACGUCUUGUGGAAGAGUUAUAUUUACUUGGAUACACUUUUGAAGUCUGCAGAUGAGCGGGUAUCCUGUACUGUCAUUCCUUGCUGUUGACCUUUAUAUUAUAUACUGUACUGCCAAUAAACUUAUACUAUUUUA
Molecule: messenger RNA, 6137 nt
Organism: Acipenser ruthenus (sterlet)
Lineage: Eukaryota; Metazoa; Chordata; Actinopteri; Acipenseriformes; Acipenseridae
Product: receptor-type tyrosine-protein phosphatase R-like
Exons: 15
Coding region: 662-2641 (659 amino acids)
Biological process (GO): protein dephosphorylation
Molecular function (GO): protein tyrosine phosphatase activity
Source: RefSeq, a predicted model, not a curated record